This is a messenger RNA of Harpia harpyja (harpy eagle), 1026 nucleotides long. RefSeq lists its product as uncharacterized. The transcript has 9 exons. The record is from RefSeq and is a predicted model, not a curated record. Lineage: Eukaryota; Metazoa; Chordata; Aves; Accipitriformes; Accipitridae. Bases 1 to 1026 code for a protein of 341 amino acids.
AUGCAGUUUUAUUACCACUGCAUCACAGGCCUGGAGAGCACUGCCAGCCCAAUUGCGCUGCUUCAGAGCAGGCUGUGGAAGCCAGAUCCGACUGUCUCCGGUGGAGCGACCGCCGCUCAGGGGGUGCAGGCAAUUCCUGCCAACACAUUCCCGAGGCUCCAGCUGACCGUGAGCAGCAAAGCGAAGGCCAAGGCUUCCUCCCCCAGCUCCACCCAGCAACAGAAGGCUGUGGAGAAGCGCAGGAUCAGCAGAGAGGGGCAUCCUGGCAAGCUGCUGAAGCGGCGGGAGGGGCUUCCCCUGCCUGUGCUGCCCAGCUGGGGAUCAAGACAGCAAGACGUGGAGAAGCAGCCCUCUGUCAUCGUGUACCCCCUGCGUCCAGGCAGCUCCCGCAGGAAGAAGGAAGCAGGCAGGCAGGAGCCAGCGCCUCCAGCCAGGCCCACCUCAGCACUCCCAUCCUCUGAAGCCUGCAAGAGAGCGCUGCAGGGCGUCUGGGAGCUGUCUGAGCAGUGGGACGAGGUGGAGCACCUGCGGUCCGGGUACAGGGAUCGGGUACAGAAAGCUCAGGCAGAAUGGGCCACGUGGGAAGCCUGGUCGGCAGGGGAGCACCGGCAGCCGCCCAAGGAGCUCAGCACUAGCGGCCUGUGGGCUCCCCACCCUCCAGCCCAGUCCGGGGGCAAGGAGGACAAGGAGGACAAGAAGAGGUGGAGGAAGGCUGAAAACGCUCUCCCAGAAGAGGAGAUGGCAUCAGCAGCCCAGCUGAAAAGGCUCCAGCCUGGCAACCUUUCCCCACGAGCCACCCAGGUCCUGAAAAGGCUGGAGCCGCAUCAAGCACGGCGGGACAUAUUCAAGCAUGUUGUUGAGACCAACAGGCAGAAGCUGGAGCAGCAGAGGCAGCUCCCCUGCGCUCGAUGCUCGUCCGGCAACAGAGGGGAAGGUGCCAGGAGCAGCAGCUGCAGCAGCGGGGCUGCGAGCAAAGGGGCUGGGAGGCUUCCCAGCUGCCAAAGUCCACCUAAAAAAGCAAAAUAA